Messenger RNA from Aspergillus tubingensis, 927 nucleotides. Its product is annotated as aspartate/glutamate/uridylate kinase. The record is from RefSeq and is a predicted model, not a curated record. Bases 1 to 927 code for a protein of 308 amino acids. The transcript has 3 exons. Lineage: Eukaryota; Fungi; Ascomycota; Eurotiomycetes; Eurotiales; Aspergillaceae.
AUGGCUGACCUUUCCUAUGCCGUGCUGCCAACCCUGGCCGUUGGGAGUAGCGACGACCUCAUUUGCUGCAACUUGGGCUGCAGUCGUCGCGUUUCCCGGAAUGCAGCAAGUAGAGUCACCUGCGAGACUGGCUGGUCUCUCGAUGUCUGUUGCUGUAACGAGUCUUGCAAAGACGAAGGCCAAGCGCGUCACGACUUUGGAUGCGUCUGGCUGAAGAAGUACAGGCCCGUUCUUCCCCAGGAACCCGAUGCUCACGAUUACUACAUGCCUUGGAUCGUCGUCCUGCUCCUUGCAGCCCGGUACCUCGAGCUUCAGGGCACCACGCCAACCAAUCUCCACCAGCAGUCCACGUACCAAUAUUUCUUCGUUAGCGGCUGGAAGAGCAUCCAGCCCCUUAGAGACAACCGUGACUCACGGCCCCCAUCCCAAAUUCAACACUGGUCCACUCUGGCUGAAACGUAUCUGCUACAAGCCUUCUUCCUCCCACAGACCCUUGAUCUCGAUACCCUAUUCGACCUGAUCUGCGCUCAUGAAACAAGCGUCUCGGAAAAAAUUUUUUUCUAUACUAUGAUCAUCCCACAUCAAUCUCCGGGCGUCCAGCGCGGCAAGCAAUACGGCCCAGCUGUGUUCUUGCGGAUCACGCUCGCCAAUCACUCUUGCGCGCCCAAUGUGACGCAGCAAGUCGACGACCGUGGCCGAAUGGUGGUGACUGCGCUGGGGGAUUUUGAUACAAACAAAGAGUGCUGUACUCUUACUUUGACAUGUCUGAAUACGUUGACCUACAGGCACGUCGGAAGAAAAUCAGGAGUUGUUCACUUUCACGUGUACGUGCCCGAGGUGUUUGCAGGUGAACAGGUCCAAAAUUUGUAUGCGACCGAUGUCAUUGGAGAGAGUAAUGUGCUCAUGCAGGUGGGAUGCGUUUUGUGA